UUUUUCAGCUCAUUUUUGUCUGUAAAUUACUCUCUUUAAUAAUAAUGACGAUUUUAAAAAUAUUUUUAUUUUUUUCUUUAAUAAAAUAUUUGUCUGCUGAAUGUUCUGGUUUAAUUGAUGGAAUAAGCUUAAAUUUUGUAAAUCCAAAUGGAAUUAGUCUAUUAAAGUCAGAAAGUGCAAGAUGUUUAAAUAUGUUGACUUGUGAUGUUCUUAGUGCACCUUCUGAAACAAUAAUUGAAUGGAUUUAUAACGGAAAAGUUGUUCGCUCAAACUCUGCAGAAGAAGAAGAAUUUACCUCCUUCAACAAACAAAAUAACAAAAAAGAAUUAGGUUUAAGCGAAACAAGUCACCGAAUUUGUUUUCACGAUUUAUUAAAUUCAAAUGGAGGAAAUAAAAAGAAGAAAAGAUCAAUUUACGGAAUAGGGGCAGAUAUUCGGUGUAAAGUUAGAUUGGCCUGUAAUCCUUUAAUUUCAAUUGAAAGUGGCCCUUUCGAUUUGUUAGAAUUAUCUUCGCCUCCUCCACCGCCUCUACUUUCAAGAAAAAUAAUUGAUUUGAAAGAAGGAAAAAGAAAAAGUCGCUCACUUCGGUCAGCCCCUUCAAUAUCUUUAAUUACUUCUUCGAGAAUGGAAAUAGCUGGAGGAAUAAUUAAAUUAAUUUGUAAAGUUGAAGGUGAACCUGAACCAAAAAUUGAUUGGAAUUUAAUGGCUGUGGAUGGAAAUGAAUUGUUAAUACCUAAACAAAUUGAGGAAAUACCUUUUAUUAAGGAAUUAAAUAAUGGAGAAGAGCUUUUAGUUGAUACAAAAAUGACAGAACACGCUUCUUUUACUUUACAAUGUAGAGCUUCGAAUUGUUUUGGUGAUGAUUCUGCAACAUCAACAAUAAUUCUGUUAAGGGAUUAA
This is a messenger RNA of Meloidogyne enterolobii, 899 nucleotides long. NCBI's taxonomy places the organism in Eukaryota, Metazoa, Nematoda, Chromadorea, Rhabditida, Meloidogynidae. The record is from the annotation of a GenBank genome assembly.